This is a messenger RNA of Hyaena hyaena (striped hyena), 747 nucleotides long. Its product is annotated as ovarian abundant message protein-like. NCBI's taxonomy places the organism in Eukaryota, Metazoa, Chordata, Mammalia, Carnivora, Hyaenidae. The record is from RefSeq and is a predicted model, not a curated record. The annotation marks the transcript as partial. The transcript is spliced from 3 exons.
AUGACGCCGGUGCAGGGGCAGGAGGAGGGGGAUUCACAGGGAUCGGGCGGGGAGGGGCAGGGGGAGGAACAGCCGUGGGUGGAGGAGCGGCUGAGGGUGGACGAGCAGCCGCUGGUGGCGGAACAGCCACUCCUGGAGGAGCAGCCGAGGGGGGAAGAGCGGCCGCGGGUGGAGGAGGAGCCGGGGUUGGAGGAGCCACUGCGGGUGGAGGAGCAGCUGCCGGUGGAGCAGCAGCCGAGGGUGGACGAGCAGCCCCCGGUGGAGGAGCGGCCGAGGGUGGACGAGCGGCCGAGGGUUGACAAGCAGCUGCGGGUGGAGGAGCAGCUGAGGGUGGACGAACAGCCGCCGGUGGAGGAGCAGCUGAGGGUGGACGAGUGGCCGCCGGUGGAGGAGCAGCUGAGGGUGGACGAGCAGCCGCCGGUGGAGGAGAGGCCGCGGGUGGAGGAGCAGCUGCCAGUGGAGCAGCAGCCGAGGGUGGACGAGCAGCCGCCGGUGGUGGAGCGGCCGAGGGUGGAGGAGUCGCCUCCACCAGCGGGGGAGCAGCUGCGGGUGGAGGAGCAGCCGCGAUAUGAGGAGCAGCUGCGGGUGGAGGAGCAGCCGAGGGUGGAGGAGCAGCCGCGGAAUAAGGAGCAGCUGCGGGUAGACGAGCAGCCAAGGGUGGAGGAGCAGCUGCCGGUGGAGGAGCAGCCGCUGUAUGAGGAGCAGCUGCGGGUGGACGAACAGCUGAGGGUGGACGAGCAGCUGCCG